AAAAUCUCGUUCAUCAGGAAAAAGAUCAGUGAUUUGGAGACAGACAAGAGGGAGCUGGUUGGUGUCUUUGGUAAAACCGGGGCUGGAAAGAGCUCUUUGAUAAAUGCCAUAAUUGAAGAGAAGAAUCUUUUACCUUCAGGAAGCAUCAAUGCCUGCACCUCAGUCAUGAUCAAAGUGGAAGCCAACACACACAACAAGUAUGAAGCAGAAAUUGAGUUCAUCACAAAGGAGGAGUGGAAAGAUGAGUUGUGGUCAUUUCAUCAGCUUCUUGACAAUAAUGAAAAUCAGGAAAAGGAAGACGAUGAUGAUUAUCGUGAUGCUGUUGAAAAGCUGUCAGCACUUUAUGGAGAAGAAUGGAAAGAAAAGUCUUCUGAAAACCUCAUGGAGAACAAAUAUUUCAAAGAAAUUCCAGAAUUUCUCCAAUCCAGGCGGAAGAUAUUGAGAUGUGAAUCAGCUAAUGAACUUUCUGCACAAUUUGUCAAGUACACAAGAAGUGAUUCAAAACAAGGAGAAGGUAAUGAAGGAAAAAAGUGGUUUUGGCCACUUGUGAAGUGUGUGACUGUCAGGGUGCCAAACAAUCCUUUUCUCCAGCAUGUCACACUUGUGGACCUUCCUGGAAAUGGUGACUGUAACAAGAGCAGAGAUCAGAUGUGGAAAGGGAUAGUUGGAGAUUGUUCUAUUGUGUGGAUUGUGACUGAAAUUAAUCGAGCAGCAUCAGAGAAAGAGGCCUGGGAGAUCCUGGAAAGUGUCAGUAGUCUGAUUGGAAAUGGUGGCGAAUGUCAGCAAAUUCAUUUUAUCUGCACCAAGUCUGAUCUUCUUGAUGAUUCAGAUGAUCU
Messenger RNA from Neolamprologus brichardi, 836 nucleotides. The record is from RefSeq and is a predicted model, not a curated record. Lineage: Eukaryota; Metazoa; Chordata; Actinopteri; Cichliformes; Cichlidae.